AAUGCUUACAGUCUGUACAGAUUCACCAAGGACAGAUCCAGUCAAAAGUUCAAUGUCCAUAUACAGACACGUUCUAUCCACGCCAUUUUAUCCUCCAGAGACACCAAACUAAUCAGUAGACACCUCCAUUCGUUCCUUUGCCUCCUGAUCACUCUUUUGUACCCUUGGUCCUCUGAAACGCCUACCUUGCACGAUUCCUCCUCAAACUCCUGUCCUAGGAAAAAGUUCCUUCCCACUCAACCUCGAUCUCGACGACCUGCGAAAUAGACGCUGUUAAAGUGUACUCCUCGAUUGUGUCAUAGGUUGGUUGGAGGAAUGCCUGUUCAUUCACGGUAGACUUUUCGCCCUCGACUUAACAUGCGGCUGCCAUCAUGGCUUUCGCUAUUUCUUCUGGCUUCGCACGCAGUGGCUGCGCAGCGGGAUUACGAGAAGAAUGACUACUUCGCCGUUCAUCUAGGUCCUACUGCCGACAUCCAGGAAGUUGCUCGACUCUUUGGAGUUAAGCAUGAAGGACAGAUCGGGGAGUUAAGUGACCACCACACUUUCUCGUGCUCAAAGGGUUCAUGUCCAGACUUUGAGGCUUCGUUACAUGAAUUAAAAUUACGGAAGAAAAGAUGGAGGAGAGGGGACAUUGGCUUACAAAAACGCGACUCCUGGAGACAACUCUCCAUUGAGUUGGGAGGCAUACUCUGGGCCGAGCAACAACAUCUUCGACAUCGUCAUGUCAAGCGCAUACCGCCUCCAGGGCCCCUCGUUUCAAGGCAGGACAAGGCAGAUGGCGGGACCGAUGCUGAACAGCAAGAGGCCAUACAGCGGCUGAAUAGUAUUGCCGAGACGUUGGAUAUUUCUGACCCCAUCUUUAAGGAGCAGUGGCACUUGUUCAACCCGCUGCAACUGGGACACGACCUCAAUGUGACCGGAGUAUGGCUCGAUGGCAUCACGGGUAAUGGGACCAUCUCCGCAGUCAUAGAUGAUGGUCUUGAUAUGGAUAGCAACGAUCUGAAAGACAACUACUAUGCAGCGGGCUCCUAUGACUUCAACGACAAGGGCCCUGACCCCAAGCCUCGGCUGUUCGACGACAAACAUGGCACACGAUGCGCUGGUGAGAUUGCUGCCGUCAAGAACAAUGUUUGCGGAGUGGGUAUGGCAUACGACAGUAAGGUCGCUGGCCUGCGUAUUCUUUCCAAACCAAUCAGUGAUGAAGACGAAGCAACCGCUAUCAACUACCACUAUCAAGAAAAUGACAUAUACUCGUGCUCGUGGGGCCCGCCAGAUGACGGAGCAACAAUGGAAGCUCCAGGAAUCCUCAUUCAGCGAGCUAUGGUCAAUGGUAUACAAAGUGGAAGAGGUGGCCUCGGAUCGGUCUUUGUCUUCGCAGCGGGCAAUGGUGCGGCCAGUGAGGAUAACUGUAACUUUGAUGGGUAUACCAACAGCAUCUACUCUAUUACGGUUGGAGGCAUUGACAGAGCUGGAAAUCACCCGUACUAUUCAGAGGCUUGCUCGGCACAGCUUGUCGUGACAUACAGUUCUGGCCACAAUGAUGCAAUCCACACGACUGAUGUGGGUGUCGACAAAUGCUACACCGGCCAUGGCGGCACGUCAGCUGCUGGUCCGUUGGUGGUAGGCACUGUUGCCCUUGCACUCAGUGCUAGACCGGACCUCAGUUGGAGGGAUCUCCAGUAUCUUUGUGUUGAGACUGCCAUUCCAAUACAUCUAGAUGACGGUAGCUGGCAGAACACGACCAUUGGAAAGAAAUUCAGCCACACUUAUGGCUAUGGCAAGGUUGAUGCCUACCUUUUCGUCGAGGCUGCAAAGUCUUUCGUCCCCGUCAAGGCGCAAGCGUGGUUUCACUCGCCAUGGCUCAGCGUCCAGCAUGCGAUACCUGAAGGUGAUCAAGGGCUUGCUGCCAGCUUCAACGUCACGCAGCAAAUGCUGGAUGAAGCCAAUCUGGAGAGACUGGAGCACGUCACUGUUACGAUGAACGUCAAGCACGGCAAAAGAGGCGAUUUAAGUGCCGAUCUGAUCAGUCCGGAUGGUGUUGUCAGUCACCUGGCAGUAACUCGCAGACCAGAUGUUGCUGAUACAGGAUAUGAUGACUGGACCUUCAUGUCUGUCGCCCAUUGGGGUGAAUCUGGAAUCGGCAAAUGGACUGUCGUUGUCAAAGACACCCGCGAAAACGAGUUCAAUGGCACAUUUAUCGACUGGCGUCUCAAUCUCUGGGGUGAGAGUAUCAAUGAGCAGAUACAAGGCCUUCAUCCAUUGCCUGAUGAGCAUGACGAUGAUCACGAAACAGCCACCGCGAUCGUCAGCACUACAAGUGUAGAUGCAGCUCCGUCACCAACAUCACUAGCAGCAAAACCUACAGACCAUAUCGAUCGGCCAACAAAGCCUAAGCCUGGCGAUGACUCUGAUACAACAGCCACAGCCCCGACCACGAGUACCGGUUCCGAAGCCGCUGCCACCACCACUGGAGCAGUAGAACCAACGCAUACCUACUCGGACAGCUUUCUGCCCUCUUUCUUCCCAACUUUUGGCGUCUCCAAACGCACUCAGAUCUGGAUCUAUGGCUCCAUCGGCCUCAUCAUAGUCUUUUGUGCUGGGCUUGGAGUAUAUUUUGUGCUCCAACGAAGAAAGAGAUUGCGAAACAAUCCCCGUGAUGCAUAUGAGUUUGAAAUGGUCGGUGACGCCGACGACGAUGAGCAGCAAGGUCUCAACAACCGCCGCACUCGCACAGGUAAAGGUAGAGCACGUCGUGGGGGAGAAUUGUACGAUGCAUUUGCUGGAGAAAGCGACGACGACGACGACGACCUCUACAGCGAGGACGACACCUACCAGGACACCCCCAGUAACGACACUAGUACGGGUUCUAGAGGUGACAGCCCUGCAGGGCGAGAGAAAUAG
This is a messenger RNA of Exophiala oligosperma, 2901 nucleotides long. RefSeq lists its product as uncharacterized. Bases 358 to 2901 code for a protein of 847 amino acids. Lineage: Eukaryota; Fungi; Ascomycota; Eurotiomycetes; Chaetothyriales; Herpotrichiellaceae. Gene Ontology annotation, cellular component: trans-Golgi network; Golgi membrane. The record is from RefSeq and is a predicted model, not a curated record. Gene Ontology annotation, molecular function: serine-type endopeptidase activity. Gene Ontology annotation, biological process: protein processing. The transcript has 2 exons.